UCAUCGUCCAGCAGAAGGAUUACUGGGUGUAGAGAGACUGAGAGAGACUGACUGGGGAAUGUCGUCAUUGUCGUCGUCGGCAAAUCCACCGUGCGCCGCCUGCAAGAUGCAGCGGAGGAAAUGCACGGUGGGCUGCGUGUUUGCGCCAUAUUUUCCGGCGGACAAUCCUCGGAAGUUUGCUUGCGUGCACAAGGUUUUUGGAGCGAGCAAUGUGGCCAAGAUUCUGAACGACAUUAACGUAGUGCAGCGUGAGGACGCCGUCAGAUCCUUGGCUUAUGAAGCCGAGGCCCGACUCCGGGACCCCAUCUACGGCUGCGUCGGCAUCAUCUCCGUCCUCCAGCACCGGCUGAAUCAGCUGCAGGAUGAACUCGUCGACGCCAGAAAAGAACUCGCCACCUAUAUUGGUCCUCAGGCCUUGCUUCCCAAUAACCAUCAUGUGAUGGGAUUCAAUGGGCAAGAGCUUUUGACUUUCAAUGGCGGCGGCUGCGGCGGAGGCCGCCAUGGUGGAUACCGGCCACUGGGCCCAAGCAAUGUGGGUCAUCAAGUUGAAGCACAUCAUCAUCAUCAGCUUGAGGUGCAAUCUCAGCAGUGGACGUGGUCACAGAAAAGCGAGGCACGUUGGGCUACGGGUCCAUAUACUCGAGCAUUAUGUGGAAUCUGA
This is a messenger RNA of Prosopis cineraria, 661 nucleotides long. Its product is annotated as LOB domain-containing protein 25-like. The transcript has 2 exons. The record is from RefSeq and is a predicted model, not a curated record. The coding region runs from base 59 to 661 and encodes 200 amino acids. NCBI's taxonomy places the organism in Eukaryota, Viridiplantae, Streptophyta, Magnoliopsida, Fabales, Fabaceae.